GACCUGGCGGCGCAGAGCCUAUCGCUGCCCACGUGCAGCGCGCUGGGCCAGCUGCUGCCCGGGGCUGCGCCCUUGGCCGCGCUGGCGCUCGGCGACUGCGGCCUGAGCGAGGAAGGUGCGGCGGGGCCGCUCACCCUGUGGCGCCGGGCGGGCCGCGGCCGCGGGAUGGGAGGCCGGCCGAGGUGCCCGCUCCGUGGCCGUGCGGCGGGCACGCACCCUCGGUUCCCCCUCCGGCGGCGCGGGCAGCUCUGCCUCUGUUGGCCGCGGACGGACGGGACGGUCCGGCCGGUUAAAGUGGCCCGCAGUGAGGGGGCUCCGUGGGCAGCCCGUCCGAGCCCGCAGAGCCUCUCUAGACGUGGGGAUUUUUCAGGGCUGAGUCGGGUAGAUGUACAACCUGACAGGUGUAAGACUUUUGUUGAAUGGUCUUUGCGCCAACACCACAGUCAAAUCUUUGGAUCUGAAGGGAAAUAACCUGCGAACCAUGGGAGCUGAGGCUUUGGGAAAACUUCUUAGGCAGAACAAAUCCAUCAGGAGCCUGACCUUAGAAUGGAACAGCCUCGGCAUGUGGGAGGAAGGCUUCUCCUUUUUCUGCCAAGGACUGAGGGCAAACAACUUUCUUCAACGUCUGGAUCUGCGCAAUAACCAGAUUAACCAUCAAGGGGCUGGAGAGCUGGCCAUUGCACUGACACAAAAUAACAGCCUUCAGGAGCUGGAUUUGCGAUGGAAUAACAUUGGGCUUCUGGGUGGCCGAGCGUUGCUGAACUGCUUGCAUAGCAACAAGACCCUGAAGAGGCUGGAGCUGGCAGGGAACAAUGUUCCUGGUGACAUCCUGAAAGCUGUGGAACAAGCCUUGAAUCACAACCAAGACCGUGAGGCUAUCCUAAGCGAGGCCCAGAACCAAGUGAACAUCCUCAGCAAGGAGGUUUUGAGUCUGAAGGAUGAGAAGAACAAGCAGUUCAUGGAUUUUGUGGAUACUGUAGACAAGCAGAAAGAAGAAAGAGCCAGGAGUGAGAAAAUGUCUGUAGCACGAGUCAGCCAGCUGCAGGAAGCAUUGGAUGAGCAGUACUCCAUUAUGAAUUCACUGAAAACCAAGCUGCAGAUGACUGAAGCUGCCCUGGCCCUGUCUGAGCAGAAGGUGCACACGUUGGGAGAGCUGCUGAGUGCCGUGAAACAGGAACAAAACUCUGUGGCUGAGUGCCACUUCAGGGAGCUCCAGCAACAAAAGCAGGAAGGUGCUGAUCGGGAAAGCAAGCUUUUGCAUGACUUGUCUGCUGCCAGUGAGAAAAACCUGCUGCUGAGAAAUCAGGUGGAUGAGUUGGAGAGGAAGUGCAGAGUUCAGCAGGAUCAGCUGUUCCAGGUGAAACAAGACUUGACCAACACAACAGCAGAGCUGAAGCUGCGGGCUGUGGAGGCUGAAGAACGUCUGGAAAUGGAGAAAAGAAGAUUUAAACAAAGCCUUGAAGACAUGGAAUCCCUUCGGGUAAAAGAGGUGGAUCGUGUGGCACAGCAAAUGGAGGCCAGUGAACGUUCCAUGCAUGACAGGAUCCAGAGGCUGGAGGCCAUCAGGAUAUCUCUGGACGAGGAGCUGAGUCAAGUCAAAGCAGCUGCACUAGCUGAGCGAGGACGGGCAGAGGAGGAAUUGAUAAAAGUGCGGAGUCAGGCACGCCUGGAGGAGCAGCAACGCCUAGAACACCUAGAAGAGAAGCUGCGGCUGAUGACCGAGUCAAGGGAUGAAGCUCAGAACUGCUGCCUUAAGCAAAAGGAAAUGGUUGCUGAGGCCCAAGCCAAAGCCAAACAGUUGAGCCUGUAUGCUGAUGGACUCAAGAGGAGGCUGGAGGAACUUCAGCAGUACGUGGACAGGAAGGAAGAGGAGAAAGUGACAGAGCUAAAUAAGGUGAAAGUGGAAUUGCAAGAACAGAUUGGGCACCUGGAGGCUGAACGCACAGCCCAGGAUGGGCUGAGAGAGAAGAUUGCAGCUCUGGAAAGACAGCUGAAAGGUGAUGGGUCCUUUCCUGCUUCUCAAAUGGUAACUCUGAGUUACCCUGCAUUGGGCCUGGAACUCAGCUGUGCUCACAGGUAGUGACAGCAAGUGUUUCCUGCCUGUGAGUACACCUAUGAGUUGUACUCUCCACCCAUGUGUAUUUACAGGGAUUCCUGUCCUCAUUUUGUAGAGACCAAGACUCAGAUGACCACCCCAAAGCUGCAUAGCAGGCAAAAUUUGGAUUUCCUGCACAGUGAAGUGUGCCUGCUGCCUGUGCAAAACCUCUCAUGUUGUCUCAUCCAGCUCCUCUUGUGUGCUUGCUGGCUGUAGCACUUCCAUUGCCUUUGGCCUGCUCCUGUUUUUUCCAGGGAUACCUUGAUUUUCUUUACUAAUGCUGCUUUUUCACAGCCCUAUCCAGUAAUCACCGUGAAACACUGCUGGACAAGGAGGGUGAGAUCUCUCUGCUACUGGAGAAGCUGAGAAUGAAGGAGGCUGAGAUCUCCAGGAUGAGAGAAGAGGAGGCCCAGCGAGCAAGUUUCUUGCAGAAU
Messenger RNA from Camarhynchus parvulus, 2529 nucleotides. It is a transcript of the gene LRRC45, whose product is annotated as leucine rich repeat containing 45. Bases 386 to 2080 code for a protein of 564 amino acids. The transcript is spliced from 16 exons. Gene Ontology annotation, molecular function: protein binding. Lineage: Eukaryota; Metazoa; Chordata; Aves; Passeriformes; Thraupidae. Gene Ontology annotation, cellular component: centrosome. The record is from RefSeq and is a predicted model, not a curated record.